Molecule: messenger RNA, 2923 nt
Organism: Hydractinia symbiolongicarpus
Lineage: Eukaryota; Metazoa; Cnidaria; Hydrozoa; Anthoathecata; Hydractiniidae
Exons: 9
Coding region: 71-1945 (624 amino acids)
Source: RefSeq, a predicted model, not a curated record
AUUUAUGAUAAAUUUAUUGAUUCAGUUGUGAAACACAAUGAAAUCUCUGAUGUUUUAAUCACAUCUGACAAUGUCAAGAAGCUCGUUAGCAUCUAGCUCGAUUGCCGAUUAUGAUGAUUACAUGAAAGGUUUUAAGAUUUCUUUUUCGUGGGAUUAUCCAGAUGACUGGAGUUUAAAAGAUGUUGAAGAAACAGUGUUUCAUUUACUUGAUGAGAAAGAUACACAGAGAUCUGAAUCACAGUUCAUCUGCAAUUGCAUUCAGUCAUCAGGUGCUGGAGUAAUUUUAUCUCAACCCGAUCCAGAGAGUAAUGUUGUACCAUGUGAACUUCAUUUCACUGCACACCCAAUGGCGGUUCAAUUUUGUAUUACUAAGGUUGUUGUUGUAAGUGAGGCAAGGCAUUUGGAGCUGUAUCUUGAUGAUCUUUAUGAGAAAACAUCCAAGGGUUGUAUGUUGACUGUGAAAAAAGGGAACAAAGCAGCAUUAUAUGAAAAUGAAUUUGAUUUAUCUGCUCAUGUACAGGGAACGCACAAAGUUUCACUAAAGUUCUUAUCACUUGCUGACAAACACUUGAUGCGGUUACAAACGGUCGUUGUGAAAGUUGUUAAAUGUGUUCAUAAUAACUGUGCUCCUCCACAGCAGCAAGAUUUGAAGAGUGGAUCAUCUAUGGAUAUGAACAGUGUGAGAGAGAUGAUGGAAACAAUGGGAUUAUCAGUUCCAAAUAGUGCAGAUAAGUUGAUGAAUGAUAUUGAACAUCAGCAAAAACAGAGAGCACAGAUGCAGCAGUUUGUCCAGAAUAGUUUAUUGGGUGGUGGCCAGCAACCUCCUGCAGUCUUACUACAACAGUUACCUUCUCAAGGACUACUUGCUUCUAUGUUGCCACAAAACCCUCUAAUGCAAAUGCCCAACAUGCAACAAAUUAUGCCUCUUCUUAAUCAAGGGCAAGCUCAACCAACUCAACUUAAUUAUGCACACCGUAAUUCACUUCAACCUGACAUACACCCAGUUAACACACAGCUUUCAAGUGAACAUCCAACUAACACUCUUCCUCCUAGUUUAUUCCCUGUCUCUCGUGAAAAUGUUCCUGUACCAAGAAGCAAGCCGUUGUAUCGCCGCAAAAGCUUUAGUUCUGCGGACAGUUAUGACGGUUUUGGCACACCUAAUCCACCACAUCAAUCUGCUUUGGUCAAUGCUAUACUCAACACUGAGCAAGUCAAACAGGUUGCUGCCAGUAAGGCUGCAGUUAUAGCAGAAGACAAUUACGAAAAAGCACAGUUAAAUAUGAUCAAGAAUUUUCUUCGAUCACAAGAUUCAACCAAAUUGAGUAUCACCAAAACGGCUGUAAAGGAGGUUGCACCUGCUAAACCCCCUCGCAGACUUAGAUCGUCAGAUAAAAAAAAGAGACCACAUUCAUUGGCUGCUCUGCCAAGCUCUAGUGAAUUAGAUUUUACAAAAUUACUUUCAAAUCUGAUGGAACAAGAAGGAUCAACAAAAGAAUCUUCAGAAGACGAAAGCUCUGCUACGUCUGUUUCCAAUGCAAGAUGGGAAGCCUACCUCAAGUCAAGAGUACGAGCUAGUCAAAGGUUAUCGUCCGAAAGACAGUCCAGACCAAACUCGGGGACAUUUAGCGAAACGGAACAAGAACGCCAAUAUAAGGAUAGUGGUUUUCAUUCACCAAGAAGCAGCAGCACAACCAUGAAUGGAGAUUCAAGUAAAAGCUGUGGAUAUUGUGGAUGCAGUGGAACAAUAAGUCAGCAGGAUAUGUCGAAUAUCAUUCUUGAAACAGAACAGAGAAUUAUGGGUCGGGUCGAACUAAAAAUUCAGGAGUUACGUAAUCAUUUAGAUCUUCGGUUAGAUAGCUUGUACGACUCCAUUGUGGCUCUACACCCGCAAAACUUUGUGGAUAAUAACAUUGAUUAUUCAGAACAGGAGGAUACUGCAGUUUAAUACUGAUUUUUACUCAAGAAAAAAAGGCUUGAUGUUUUAGUGCUCAAAACAAUAGCAUAUUUAAUAUUUUUUAGUUUACAGAUUCGAUAAGGUGAUUGAUAUGUGAUUGAUAUUUUUAAGCAUAUUUUUAUACAAUAUUUACAACAAAUUAUACACCUUUUGGUACAUAAAGAAACUAAUUUUUAUUUUGUUUAUCUUAUUAGGAGUGUUUAACUCUUUGUUGUAUAAAAUUUUACAAGUAAAGAUUUAUUGGUAAUAUUGUUUUGUUUACGUUUUACUUUUUUUAAUAAAUUGUUGCUUUAAUAUAUAAAUUACAUUUUUGGAGUUGAAUUGAUUUGUGAAUCUCUUUUGUGAUGGAUUUUAUUAUGUUCUUUCUGGGAAAUCAUAAUAAUAAAAAUGUCAACGAUGAAGCUAAGUUAAAGUUUUCUCACAUUAGUAUUUGCUGACUACACCUAUAAAACAAUGUUCUCCAAUAUGUGCUUCACCCGAAAAUUCACAAAUGUUAAAGUUGGACAUUAUUUUCUAUUUUGAUUUUUUCAUAAAUACUAUGCAUUUAUAGAAUGCCACACAUAAAUUUCUUGAAAUUGAAUCAAUAUCGAGAUGUCUAAGAAUAUUACAUAAGAAUAUAUAACAGAUAAAGAGACAGAAUAUCUCUAAGAAUAUGGUGGUUGUAUAUAUAUUGUUGUUAAUUUUUAAACUUUUUGUUGUUAGUAUUUCAUAGGUGUGAUUAAAUUAUUAUGUACAUUUUGUAUUUUAAAUACAUCUAUUUAUAUUUCUUUUUAAGGAUGUAUUUUCCUAAUUUUAUAAAUACAAUGAUCACAUAUAUUUUUCGCAUCAUUUACUUUAAGUACAUGUUGUUCUUCUGUUAAUAUCACACAUUGUUAUUAAUCAAAUUAACAGGAAUAAAAUACCUGAUCAUAAAGUUAAUUAGGAGUUAGGUUGUAGGAGGAAUCAAUUUCUUUUCAUACUGUUCUUGGA